This is a messenger RNA of Morchella importuna, 1434 nucleotides long. RefSeq lists its product as uncharacterized. Gene Ontology annotation, molecular function: nucleic acid binding. The transcript has a single exon. The coding region runs from base 1 to 1434 and encodes 477 amino acids. The record is from RefSeq and is a predicted model, not a curated record. NCBI's taxonomy places the organism in Eukaryota, Fungi, Ascomycota, Pezizomycetes, Pezizales, Morchellaceae. Gene Ontology annotation, biological process: DNA integration.
AUGAAGGAUAUCGCGGCCAAGAAGAAACACUCCCGCUUCUUACCCAUAGGUGAAUGCACAGUUAAGGAAGGAUUACUGUACUAUCAGGGUCUACUAUACAUCCCUGACAACGCCGCUAUCAAGUUGGAGAUCCUCCGCACCCACCAUGAUGCACCUUCGGCCGGACACCCAGGACGGGCACGCACGCUGGAACUACUGUCCCGGAACUUCUACUGGCCCCAAAUGCGGAAGUACGUUGCCCGUUAUGUGGACCACUGCGAUACCUGCUCCCGAAUUAAGCCGGCCCGACACGCCCCGUAUGGUCCCCUCAAACCACUGGCUCCCCCAGUCAAACCUUGGUCUUCGUUAUCCAUGGACCACGUUACAGGCCUACCCGAGUCCCAAGGAUCUAACGCCAUCUUAGUAGUGGUCGACCGGCUCACCAAAAUGGCCCACUACAUCCCCACGAGAGACACCGCCGACGCCCCGGAACUGGCCCGACUAUUCCUACAACACAUCUGGAAAGCACACGGGCUGCCGAAAGACAUAGUAUCAGACCGGGGCUCAACCUUUACCUCGCAGUUUUGGAAGUCACUCUGCGGCCAAUUGGACAUCAAACCCCGAUUCAGCACAGCCUUUCACCCACAAACAGACGGACAGACUGAAAGGGUAAACGCCAUUAUGGAGCAAUACUUACGGGGCUACGUCAACUACCAACAGGAUAACUGGGCAGAGUUUCUUCCCCUGGCAGAAUUCGCGCAUAACAAUGCCUCUACGGAACCGUUGGGAGUCAGCCCGUUCUUUGCCAACUAUGGGUAUAAUUCUCAACUAGACGUCCUCCCUGCUGAAGAAACGCGCAAAGUCACACCGAAGGAGGUAUUGGAAUUUACGAACGCAAUCUCCACCUUACAGGCUGCCCUGCGAUCAGAGAUCCUGUAUGCACAAGCCGCCGCCGCCGAGAGUGCAAACGCCACCCGACUUCCAGAGCCCCGACUCGAAGUAGGAGAUAUGGUAUGGCUAUCGAGAAAACACAUACGCACCACUAGGCCAUCGGACAAACUAGAUCACAAACGGCUAGGGAAGUUCAAAAUACUCGAACGCAUCGGAUCACAUGCCUACCGCUUGGAACUCCCCGCCUCGAUGAAGUCCCACCCCGUAUUCCACGUUUCGUUGCUAGAACCUGCUCGGACCCAACCUUUGCCAGGCCACAUACAACCACCACCGCCCCCGGUAAUCGUUGAAGGGGAGGAGGAGUUUGAAGUACAGGAAGUACUGGACUCCCGAAUACGGCAUCGGCAAUUACAAUACCUAGUCAAAUGGACCGGCUACGAACAACCCACCUGGGAACCGGCUCGGAAUCUCGAUGCGGAAUUAGGGGAACUGCAACGCUUCCGCUCCCUAUAUCCCAACAAGCCCACGGCAAUCCUUAAGAGGACCUUGCGUAGGAAAGUAUAG